Erpetoichthys calabaricus (reedfish) is the source of this 1277-nucleotide messenger RNA. RefSeq names its product alpha-N-acetylneuraminide alpha-2,8-sialyltransferase-like. Gene Ontology annotation, molecular function: alpha-N-acetylneuraminate alpha-2,8-sialyltransferase activity. Lineage: Eukaryota; Metazoa; Chordata; Cladistia; Polypteriformes; Polypteridae. Gene Ontology annotation, biological process: N-glycan processing; oligosaccharide metabolic process. The transcript has 7 exons. Bases 38 to 1144 code for a protein of 368 amino acids. The record is from RefSeq and is a predicted model, not a curated record.
AUCACAACAUAAUAAGCUGCCAGCCUCAAAUGCCACUAUGUUCUGUUUCACUAUGACCAAGAAAAAACUCCUGUUACUCUUGUUUCUGACCUCUUUGGGCCUCCUGCUAUGCAUCUUUCAUACUACUACGGAAAUAAAACGGUCUCAGUUGAUGAUCAAGAGCAGCAAACAUGAGGAGCCAGUGGUGUUGUCCAAUGAGAUGAAAAUUGCUUGUCACAACCUGUGGAAAAAGAUCCUUUCAUGGAACUCCCUGAAUAAAAUCUCACCUAAGGAUCUAAUCAGAGAAGUCCAGCUCAUGAAAGUAUGCCCUUGGAUACAGCACCUUAAAAACCACAAUAAUUACAGUUUGGAGCUUCAGAGCUGCUGUAAUGCCAGUCAUAAUCUGGUUCUCACCAAAGGGAAUAUAAAAGUUGGAGAGAAAAUCACAUUUGAAAUGGAGACAAAAAAGACUCGUGUUGUCGAUGAGGCACUCUAUGAAAUGCUUCCGGAAGGACCUUUGUGGAGCAAGACUUUGGGACACUGUGCUGUAAUAGGAAAUGGAGGGAUUUUACGUAACAGCAGCUGUGGAGAGCAGAUUGACCAAGCCGACAUUGUUAUCAGGCUCAACUUGCCGCCUUUAAACUACACAACUGAUGUUGGAACUAAGACAGACCUGGUGACAGCAAACCCCAGCAUCUUGUUCAAGUAUAAUAAAUUGUCCUAUGCCAGGAAGCCAUUUGUUCAACUGAUGAAGUCUUUUGGACACGCAGAGGUGCUGAUGUCAGCUUUUACUUACGCCUUUUGCAUGGAGCCCUCUUUCAGGGUUUACUUUACUCUUCAGGACUUCAGUCUUCAGCAUGUCUCCUUCCUACAUCCAGGUUACCUGAGCAAGCUUCACAAAUACUGGCGUAGCAAAGGACUAAAGUUCAAACGGCUUUCUUCUGGAAUGAUAAUGGUCAGCGUUGCAAUGGAGCUUUGUUCUAAGGUUUCUCUUUAUGGGUUCUGGCCUUUCUCCUUUGACCUAAAUGGGCAACCCUUGAUGCAUCACUAUUACGACAAUCAACCUGCUAACCGUGGCAUGCAUGCAAUGCCACUGGAGUUUUUAACUUUUCUCCAAAUGCACAGCAAGGGGAUGCUUAAGGUAAAUCUAGGCAGGUGUUCAUGAUGGCUGAGGAGGGCCUAUUCAUUUCAUGUUUAAAAUAACUUAUUAAUUUAUAAAACAUGCAUGCUGUGCCAUGCCUGGCUACUUCCUCCCUUGCCUACCAGGAUGGACUCCAUCUUAAUAUGGCCCUAAAAUU